Chanos chanos (milkfish) is the source of this 2863-nucleotide messenger RNA. RefSeq names its product acyl-CoA dehydrogenase very long chain (gene acadvl). The transcript has 20 exons. The record is from RefSeq and is a predicted model, not a curated record. The coding region runs from base 339 to 2318 and encodes 659 amino acids. Gene Ontology annotation, molecular function: flavin adenine dinucleotide binding; very-long-chain fatty acyl-CoA dehydrogenase activity; fatty-acyl-CoA binding. NCBI's taxonomy places the organism in Eukaryota, Metazoa, Chordata, Actinopteri, Gonorynchiformes, Chanidae.
GAGGAGUUUACUGAGUUUGCUGCGAGUUUAAAAAGUUGUCAUUGUACAUCCUUCAGUAUACUUAACGUUAUUUUCUUAACGAGUUUCGUCUAGCGACCCUUGAGUAAACCACAGCAUUUGUGCAGGAUUAGUUGGCCGGACACCUAACCUAGUGUCAAGUCACCCAAGGACAAUCAAAGCAAGCAAACAGACACGGCUGUCACUCGCGUGCAGAGAGCAGGCUGACCUUAAGUAUCUGCGGUAUAUUUCGUUUUUUUUUCCUGCCCUUAAAGAGUACGGUAUUAGGAGUCUAACUGCCUUCCGCACCCAAGAAGAUCACUCAUCGCGGAUAGCUAACCAUGUUUCUUCGGAAAGUCAGCCAGAGUCCAGCUCUGUGUAGCACUGUCCUCCGACUACAACCAGCCAUACACGGGACGCAACGGCAGACUGGAGCCCUUGUAGCUGUGCAAAAUGUUCGUUUUUACGCCAGUCAAGCGGAGGCAGUACUGGAGAAACCAGCCGUCGAUAGCGACACAACCACCAAGACAGAUAAGGUGGAGAAGAAGUCCUUUACUGUGGAAUCCAAGUCCUUUGCAGUGAACAUGUUUAAAGGGCAGAUCAGUACCUCUCAGGUGUUUCCCUUCCCCUCAGUGCUGAACGAGGAGCAGUCUCAGUUCCUUAGGGAGCUGGUGGGCCCAUGCUCUAAGUUUUUUGAGGAGGUAAACGACCCGGCGAAAAACGACACUCUGGAGAAGGUGGAGGACCACACCAUGGAGGGGCUGAAGGAGAUGGGUGCGUUCGGCCUGCAGGUGCCUGCUGAACUUGGUGGCGUUGGUCUCACCAACACACAGUAUGCCAGGUUGGUGGAGAUUGUGGGGAUGCACGACCUGGGUGUUGGCAUCACACUGGGUGCUCACCAGUCCAUUGGCUUUAAGGGCAUUCUGCUCUUUGGCACGCCUCAGCAGAAAGAGAAAUACCUGCCCAAACUGGCCACAGGAGAGCACAUAGCUGCGUUCUGUCUGACAGAGCCGGCCAGUGGCUCUGAUGCAGCCUCCAUUAAGACCACAGCAGUGCGAUCUCCCUGUGGCCAGUACUUCACCCUCAAUGGUGGAAAGAUCUGGAUCAGCAACGGAGGCCUGGCCGAGAUCUUCACCGUGUUUGCCAAGACUCCGCUGAAAGACGAGAAGACCGGCGAGAUGAAAGACAAGAUAACGGCCUUUAUUGUGGAGAGGAGUUUUGGAGGAGUUACACAUGGUCCCCCAGAGAAGAAGAUGGGGAUAAAAGCGUCAAACACGGCGGAGGUGUAUUUUGAGAACGUGCGUGUACCUGCGGACUGUGUCCUGGGUGAGGUGGGCGGCGGCUUCAAAGUGGCCAUGAACAUCCUGAACAACGGGCGUUUUGGAAUGGCCGCAGCCCUCUCUGGGACCAUGAAGGGUGCCAUCGCCAAAGCUGUGGACCAUGCUGCAAACAGGACCCAGUUUGGAAACAAGAUCCAUAAUUAUGGAGCGAUCCAGGAGAAGGUGGCGAGAAUGGCCAUGCUGCAGUAUGUCACAGAGUCAAUGGCCUACAUGAUCAGUGGUAAUAUGGACAGUGGGGCCUCUGAGUUCCAGAUAGAGGCGGCCAUCAGCAAAAUCUUUGCCUCAGAGGCAGCAUGGACAGUGACAGAUGAAUGUAUUCAGAUCAUGGGCGGAAUGGGCUUCAUGAAGGAUUCAGGUAUUGAGAGGAUUAUGAGAGACCUUAGAAUCUUCCGGAUCUUCGAGGGCACCAACGACAUCUUACGACUUUUUGUGGCUCUCAACGGUUUUCAGAAUGCUGGAAACCAGUUGAAGAGUUUGCAGAAAGCUCUGAAAAACCCAAUAGGGAAUGCUGGGGUGUUAGCUGGUGAAAUCACAAAACGGGCAAAAAGAAAGGCUGGUCUGGGAACAGGUCUUACUCUGCAGGGAGUUGUCCAUCCAGAGCUGGGCCACAGCGGAGAGCUGACCGUCAAAGCCAUCGAGCAGUUUGGGGCUGUGAUAGAGGAGCUGCUGCUGAAACAUGGGAAGAGAAUUAUUGAUGAGCAGUUUGUGCUGAAGAGAGUUGCUGACUGUGCCAUAGACUUGUACGCUAUGGUUGUGGUCUUGUCCAGGGCCUCUAGGUCUCUGAGUCUGGGCCAUUCCUCUGCCCAGCAUGAGAAAGCGCUCUGUGAAACCUGGUGUGUGGAGGCUUUCGACAGAAUCAUGCAGGACAUUAAGUUCUUGAGAUCCAGCAACUCCAAGCAGAUCUUUAAGAACCUCAGAGCCAUCUCCACAGCGGUGGUGGAGAACGGAGGCGUGGUCUCUCCCCAUCCCCUUGGCUUUUAAAUCGUUUCCCCUCUACUCAUUUCUCCUCUUCUCCAGCUCCACGUGCUCCUUCACCGUGAAUCGUUAUCCAGUCAUACCCAUCGGUUUCUCCUCACCCAGGAUUUCAUGUGACCUACAGCUCUGCUGGUCUGGAUGGAUGCACAGAAUUGUAUCAUAUUGCAUCACCAUAAAAGUGCAUUAAUAAUCACCACAACAGAACAUAGCAAAAUGCAUGAAUAUAAAUGCAAGUUGCUAAAACUGGAUUUGCAGGGAAUAUUGACUUUAAGAAUGAAUCUGCUAGUGUGCGACAAGCAACGCUGGGGAUGUCAGUUAUUUUUCUGUUCGAAAGAAAACUGCAUUCUCUGCAGCGUUCUUUGCUCAAAGCAGUUUGACUCAGCCUCUCUUAGUGUGAGUGGUCGAAUAUCACGCUAAAAGGAAAACAAAAAGGGCCGUAAUGCACUUGGCAGUAUUAACUGACACUCAGAACAUUAAACACCACUGCAAUCUAAUAAGGAAGUUGCAUAACAUUCUGAAUAAAAUCUCCAAUCUUUUUUUUUCCCCCCUCA